AUGGGUGUUGAGGCUCGCGAGGCCAGUGUAGCUGACCUGUUCGAGGAUCAAGCGACUACUCUCAUUCUCUGCAAAGCACAAUUCAGCAGGCCAGAUCAGAGAAUGGAAGACAGGAUCGGUUCUCGUGAGAGAGCUGGCAAGUGUCGGGGUGAUGCAGGACUCUCUAUCCGACUUUCUGAUCUCGUCGAUGACCCCAAAUCUGCUGUCCGCUGUCGUAUCUUCGCGUAG
Molecule: messenger RNA, 228 nt
Organism: Penicillium diatomitis
Lineage: Eukaryota; Fungi; Ascomycota; Eurotiomycetes; Eurotiales; Aspergillaceae
Exons: 1
Coding region: 1-228 (75 amino acids)
Source: RefSeq, a predicted model, not a curated record